Messenger RNA from Exophiala xenobiotica, 1342 nucleotides. RefSeq lists its product as uncharacterized. NCBI's taxonomy places the organism in Eukaryota, Fungi, Ascomycota, Eurotiomycetes, Chaetothyriales, Herpotrichiellaceae. Gene Ontology annotation, molecular function: voltage-gated proton channel activity. The record is from RefSeq and is a predicted model, not a curated record. The coding region runs from base 531 to 1217 and encodes 228 amino acids. The transcript has 2 exons. Gene Ontology annotation, biological process: proton transmembrane transport. Gene Ontology annotation, cellular component: plasma membrane.
CGACGUCAUAUUCACUUCAUACCCUGCGAGCCUGCAAGCCUGGAAGCCUUAGAUGCCUCUUCCUGUCGAGUAGUCGAUCAGACGAGUCAAAGGUGCGAGUGGAAGUACCUGAAGCGACUACGCAAUCGACAUGGCUGCAGUGACAGGCCAUCACCAGGACCCAGCAGACAUCAGCCAAUGAUCUCCCCAAGGACAUCUUUGCCAAACUCCUCCAGCUGCCAGAAGAAGACACUUGAAUCCAACACCAUAGCUACUCGUGCUACUGUGGUCCUCGUAUUUCAUACGAAGUCCUUCCCUGGCUCUGACGCAACUCCAGCACAGCCAGCAUUGACUUUCGACGCUCCUGUUCGGCAGCCUACAUCCCCGAGUGGAAGUUAGGCUUUGGAAGCUGUAUCCGUCGAUCACGAAUUCCUCUCCCAUCCUCCAUCCUACACACUACUCGUAACUUCCUUACCUUACUCCAUUAUAAUGUCCUAACAACCCUCCUUCAUCACCUACUGUGUACACAAGCCCUCAGCACUCCCUCGAAAAUGGAAGACUCCGAAACCCAGACUCGCUCCGAGCGCUCCCCCCUCCUCCCCUCUGACCGGCGCUAUCUCGACACCCUCCGCUCUUCUCGCGACUUCGUAGCUUGCCACAUCAUCAAAAUCCACGGCGAAGAAUCCAUGGUCUGGAAACUGCGCACCCAUCUCCAGCGCUUCCUCUCGUCCAAAUGGGGUCACUACUUCGUCAUCGCUCUGGUGGCGCUCGACAUCAGCUGCAUCUUCGCUGACUUCCUCAUCUCUCUGCACAUGUGCGAGCACCGAUUCGACGAAAAGUUCCCCUACAAAGAUUGGCAAUUCGCCGACCAUGUCCUCGACUAUGUCAGCCUGGCUUUCUCAUGCCUGUUCAUGGCUGAAUUGCUGGGGAGCGUGUUUGCUUUCGGGCUAGGUUAUUUCCGUUCCAAAUUCCACAUCUUUGACGCCUGCGUCAUCGUUGCAGCGUUCAUCAUCGAUGUUCUCCUGCGCGGUCCCGUUGAAGAGGCCGGCUCUCUUGUCGUGAUCGGUCGAUUGUGGCGAGUCUUCAAGAUCAUCGAGGAAUUCUCCACGGGCGCAGAAGAUGAGCUAGAAGAUAUGUAUGAACGCAUUGAGCAGCUCGAACAGGAGAAGGACAAGCUUGUCAAGGAGAAUCAAGAAUUGAGAUUUCGCGGGAAUAUCUCUGACGGGACGGCUCAUUGAGUGAUGCUCAGCCGCGGCAGUACCCUCAAAGAUGCUGCUAAGUUAUGAAUUUUGGCAUGCCCGCCUAUACGUAAACUGUACCCGGGGAUGACGGUACCUGUUUGAGUAUGGUAAACAUCUUUCAC